This is a messenger RNA of Colletotrichum truncatum, 258 nucleotides long. NCBI's taxonomy places the organism in Eukaryota, Fungi, Ascomycota, Sordariomycetes, Glomerellales, Glomerellaceae. The record is from RefSeq and is a predicted model, not a curated record.
AUGUUGGCAUCUAUCGAGGCUCACGUCAACGAGGGCGAAGAAUGUAUACAAGAACUUGAAGAGGAGAACGAUAAGUUCAAGCAAAUCAACCCUCACAGCUUUCGGACCAUUAAGUUCGACGAGGAUGGGGAUGAGAUUGUUGAUCAUCUCUCCUUCGCGCUGCAAUUAAUUCCAAAGAAGGACAUCAGCAAGGUCCGUGAUGACAUUGACGACACCAAAGCCCUGCUUGAUUUGAUCAGGGGCGACCAUAUCGGUUGA